AUGAACGAAAAGCAUAAUGAAGUGUUACUUAAAUUAACAGAGAAACGAAAGGAUGAUGAAGCUGAAUUAGUUCGCAUUAUUUACAAGAAAGCUAUAGAUCCUCUCGAUAUACAUGAACCUAUUGAUAAUUUGUUAGAAACGACGUUAAAUGAAGAUGCAUAUUUUAAGGAGAAGACGUGUAAGGUGAAUAAUGUGACAACAGAUGCCGUGAAGAAAUGUAUUGGUGGUCUGUAUCAUACGUCAUCAAAAGGACUUCAUGGUUACGACAAAAUUGCGAUUCGUGCAAAAAGAUUGGGAGAUAAAUGA
This is a messenger RNA of Funneliformis mosseae, 306 nucleotides long. The record is from the annotation of a GenBank genome assembly. NCBI's taxonomy places the organism in Eukaryota, Fungi, Glomeromycota, Glomeromycetes, Glomerales, Glomeraceae.